This is a messenger RNA of Eptesicus fuscus (big brown bat), 1862 nucleotides long. Its product is annotated as zinc finger protein 883-like. The record is from RefSeq and is a predicted model, not a curated record. The coding region runs from base 9 to 1808 and encodes 599 amino acids. Lineage: Eukaryota; Metazoa; Chordata; Mammalia; Chiroptera; Vespertilionidae. Gene Ontology annotation, molecular function: DNA-binding transcription factor activity; RNA polymerase II cis-regulatory region sequence-specific DNA binding. The transcript has 3 exons. Gene Ontology annotation, biological process: regulation of transcription by RNA polymerase II.
CACAGCCCAUGGACGGAGCCUCCCGUGGUGCUCACAGCUCACACUGGGGAUUGAAGCUCGGAGUCGCCGCCCGGACCCACGCCAGGGCCGGGACAGGCACCGCCAUUCCUGCAGCGGCUUCUACUCCGGCCGCUCCCGCCCCGCUCGGCCCACAGAGAGCAAUGGCGGCGCCCGCGCUGAGGAAACGUGCUGAGGUUGGCGUGACCUUUGAGGACAUUGCCCUGUACUUCUCCAGGGAGGAAUGGAGCCUCCUUGAUGAGGGUCAGAGACAGCUGUACCUGAAUGUGAUGCUGGAGAACUUUGAACUUGUAUCCUCGCUGGGUUGCUGCUGUGGAGCAGAGAAUGCGGAGGUACCGACGGAACAGAACGCUCCUGUAAGAGUGUCACAGGCCAGGAAUCGCAAGUUAGCCUUGUCUUCCCAGAAGAGCCACCCCUGUGAGAGUUGUGGACUCGUCUUGAGAAGGAUUUUCCACUUGACUGAGCUGCAGGGAACACAACAUGGACAGAUACAGCUGAGGUGUGGGGCAUGUGCAAAACAAUUUUAUUUCAGUGCAAAAUUUCAGCAGCAGCAGCAUGUGAGAGAGAACACUUUCAUUAGGGGUGUGGAGAGGAUGUCACUUGCAAAGAUCUGCAAUUUCAAUGUGUCCCAGAAUGAUUUCACCUGUGGGGAGGUUGGGCAGGGCACACUCUCCUGGUCAGGGCAUCUCUACCUAAAGGCUGAUCAGACCAGGGACAGGCCAAAUAAUAUUUCCAUGGGUGGUUUGAAGUUUCAAAGGAGAAAAGAUUUUUACACCAGAAAAGAAUGUGAGGAAGAUCCUGGAAGCAGUUAUCUUCGUCCUCAUCAGAGAGUUCGGACUGGAGAAAAGCCUUAUAAAUGUAGUGAAUGUGGGAAAUCUUUUACCAAUAGCAGAGGCCUCCAUCAUCAUCAAAGAUUUCACACCGGAGAGAAGCCUUAUAAAUGCAAUGAAUGUGGGAAAUCUUUUACCCGGAGGCCUGUCCUUCAUAAACAUCAGAGAAUUCAUACAGGUGAAAAGCCUUAUAAAUGCAGUGAAUGUGGGAAAUCUUUUACCCAGAGCACUUCCCUUCGUUGUCAUCAGAGAGUUCAUACAGGAGAAAAGCCUUAUAAAUGCAGUGAAUGUGGGAAAUGUGUUGCAAGGAUUUAUGAUCUCCAGUAUCAUAUGAGAGUGCACACAGGAGAAAAGCCUUAUAAAUGCAGUGAGUGUGGGAAAUCUUUCAGAUGGAGCAGUGGUCUCCAAUAUCAUCAGAGAGUUCACACUGGAGAAAGGCCUUAUAAAUGUUGUGAAUGUGGAAAAUCUUUUGCAAGUAGCAGUAAUCUCCAAAAUCAUCAGAGAGUGCACUCUGGAAAAAGGCCUUAUGAGUGCAAUGAAUGUGAAAAAUCUUUUAUCAAUCAGUCUCAACUUCAUAAUCAUCAGAGAGUUCAUACAGGAGAAAAGCCUUAUGAAUGCAGUGAAUGUGGGAAAUCUUUUACCCAGAGCACUUACCUUCAUUGUCAUGAGAAACUUCAUACAGGAGAAAAGCCUUACAAAUGCAGUGAAUGUGGGAAAUCUUUUACCGCUAACAACCACCUUCGUAGACAUCAGAGACUUCAUUUAGGAGAAAAGCCUUAUAAAUGCAGUGAAUGUGGGAAGUCUUUUACACGUAGGCCUGCCCUUCGUAAUCAUCAGAUAGAUCAUACAGGAGAAAAGCCUUAUAAAUGCAGUGAAUGUGGGAAAUCUUUUAAAAGUAAGAAUGGUUUCCAAUAUCAUCAGAGAGUUCACACUAGACAAAGCCAUUAUGAGUGUAAUUAAUGUGAGGUAUCUCUCAGGUAUAUUUCUAAAUUUGCUCUCCACAUAAAAGUCCAA